AUGGAGCUGCUAAAGCUGAACCGGAGCGCGCAGGGGUCCGGACCCGGGCCGGGGGCUUCCCUUUGCCGCCCCGGGGGGGCCCUCCUCAACAGCAGCGGUGCGGGCAACCUCAGCUGCGAGCCCCCUCGCAUCCGCGGAGCCGGGACACGAGAACUGGAGCUGGCCAUCAGGAUCACCCUUUAUGCAGUGAUCUUUCUGAUGAGUGUUGGAGGAAAUGUGCUCAUCAUCGUGGUCCUGGGACUGAGCCGCCGCCUGAGGACUGUCACCAACGCCUUCCUGCUCUCACUGGCAGUCAGCGACCUCCUGCUGGCUGUGGCUUGCAUGCCCUUCACCCUCCUGCCCAAUCUCAUGGGCACAUUCAUCUUUGGCACAGUCGUCUGUAAGGCGGUUUCCUACCUCAUGGGGGUGUCUGUAAGCGUGUCCACACUAAGCCUUGUGGCCAUCGCCCUGGAGCGAUACAGUGCCAUCUGCCGACCACUGCAGGCACGAGUGUGGCAGACACGGUCCCACGCAGCUCGUGUGAUCAUAGCCACGUGGAUGCUCUCUGGACUGCUCAUGGUGCCCUAUCCCGUGUACACCGCCGUACAGCCAGUAGGGUCCCGUGUGCUGCAGUGCGUGCAUCGCUGGCCCAGUGCACAUGUUCGCCAAACCUGGUCCGUACUGCUGCUCCUGCUCUUGUUCUUUGUCCCGGGUGUGGUUAUGGCUGUGGCCUACGGGCUCAUCUCCCGCGAGCUCUACUUAGGGCUUCGCUUUGACGAAGACAGUGACAAUGAGAACCAGAGCCGAGUCAGAAGCCAAAGAGGGCUGCGGAGCGGGGCAGGACCAGGUUCUGCCCAACCCAAUGGGCGUUGCCGGCCGGAGACCGGGCUGGCUGGAGAGGAUGGUGAUGGCUGUUACGUGCAGCUUCCGCGCUCUCGUCAGACCCUGGAGCUGUCCGCGCUGACGGCGCCCACACCUGGGCCAGGAUGUGGCCCCCGGCCCUACCAGGCCAAGCUGUUGGCUAAGAAGCGCGUGGUGCGGAUGCUACUGGUGAUCGUUGUGCUUUUUUUCCUGUGUUGGUUGCCAUUGUACAGUGCCAACACGUGGCGUGCCUUCGACAGCUCUGGUGCGCACCGCGCGCUUUCGGGAGCGCCCAUCUCUUUCAUCCACUUGCUGAGCUACGCCUCAGCCUGUGUCAACCCCCUGGUCUACUGCUUCAUGCACCGUCGCUUUCGCCAGGCCUGCCUUGAGACAUGUGCCCGCUGCUGCCCCAGGCCUCCACGAGCUCGCCCCAGGCCUCUUCCAGAUGAGGACCCGCCCACCCCCUCCAUCGCUUCACUGUCCAGGCUGAGCUACACCACCAUCAGCACGCUGGGGCCUGGCUGA
This is a messenger RNA of Puma concolor (puma), 1365 nucleotides long. RefSeq names its product cholecystokinin B receptor (gene CCKBR). Gene Ontology annotation, molecular function: neuropeptide receptor activity; gastrin receptor activity. The record is from RefSeq and is a predicted model, not a curated record. Gene Ontology annotation, cellular component: plasma membrane. NCBI's taxonomy places the organism in Eukaryota, Metazoa, Chordata, Mammalia, Carnivora, Felidae. Gene Ontology annotation, biological process: neuropeptide signaling pathway.